AUGACCAGGGCUAUUUUCAUUCGCGUUCUGUUCACUUUCAUCCCCCUCCUCAUUUUCUUCCCGGACCUACUAAGCGAAAUCCCUUUUGUUUUGAACCAGCAUUGGAUGCAUAUGCGGCAGCAACAUGCUGCCUUCCACGACCCCAAGAGCGUGAUCCUCGGGUUUCCCUACCAGGUCGUUCUUUGGUUCAUUCCUGGCCUCACAGUCGCAGGGGAAGUUGGGAAGUUCUUCAUAUGGGUUGCAACCACUGUGCAGAAAUGGUACAGAGAACGGCGGGUCAAGGACAAUGUCACCGCCGGCGUGGAAGAUCCUGUUAUGCUGAGCGAGUAA
Penicillium waksmanii is the source of this 330-nucleotide messenger RNA. RefSeq lists its product as uncharacterized. NCBI's taxonomy places the organism in Eukaryota, Fungi, Ascomycota, Eurotiomycetes, Eurotiales, Aspergillaceae. The record is from RefSeq and is a predicted model, not a curated record. Bases 1 to 330 code for a protein of 109 amino acids. The transcript has 2 exons.